AUGAUCCUUAAGAUCCGGCACUUGGAAUCAUUCGAUCGGGAGAUGCUGCUGUGCCUUGCCCUGGAGAAACUGCCGCCGGUUCGUCGCACCCUGGUGGCCAAGGGACACAUGGCCCUGCUGCUGCUGCAUGCGCGGCAUCGCCUCGCCAUGGAUGAUUAUGUGGCGAAGCUGCUCGGCCAACUGGCAGCCAUACGGAACGAUGUGGAAGUGGCUGCCAUAUUCGUGGGCAGCCUGCAGUCCGUGUUCGACCUUGCCGAUGACUUUGCGCGUGGCGAGCAGCUGCUGCUGGGCCCCUGGCUGACGCACUACGUCGAGAAGUGCGGCCAGGCAUCGCAGGAUCGCGUCUGGCAGGCACUGCACGCGCUCAUCCAGCGGCUGGGCGAACCGAGAGCCAGCUCUGGCAAUGCCGGCGGCAUGAAGGAGGCGCUCCAGCAGCACAUUCUGCCCCUGCUGCGGACACAGUACGUCGCUGGACACAGCACCUGGCUGCCGCGGCUGGCGGCUGAAUUCGUCGGCCUCGAGAAGGAGCGGGAGAAGCUUAUGGUGAGUUUUUUGCAGGGUCCCGAGCCCGCGAACAUGGCUGCCUCGGCCCAACUGAUUGUCCAUCUGCUGGAGGAGAGAAGCAGCCAGGCACCGGCACCGGCACCGUCGCCGUCGAGUGCCAUUAUCCUGCAGGUGUGGAUCAAAUCUCUGGUGCUGCUCACCGCCCAGCACGAGUCGGUGGCGUCGCUUACCGGGCAUGUGGUGCAGCUGGAGGAGUUCCAGCAGCUGGCCAUAGAUCCCGCCUCGUUGGCGGGUCGCGAGCCGCUCUGCGCUUUCUUCGGCGCCCUCGGGCGACGUGCCCAGCAGGGGGACGCCCGCAUUCGCAUGCAGCUGAGCCACCGGCUGCACGCGUACGUGAAUCACUUUGAGCUGUGGCUGCCGCCGGACCGGCUGCGCUCUGAGCUCGGCUCUCGCUUCUACAGCUUCCUGGCCAUCGUCAUCUACAACUGCCCGAGCCUCGCGUAUGUGCGCGCGAAGCCCAGCUGCUUCUUCCACCUGUCCAUGGUGCGGUUCCUGCUGACGACACAGCUGCAGGCGGGCGUGACGCCCGAGGGUCGACUGCCCCAGCUGGUGCACAAGAUCUUUCCCGUGCUGCUGCAGGGCAUCGGUCGGCUGCCCUAUCGCACGGACGCCUAUCUGGGCAAGACGCUGGAGCAGCUCAUACUCCACUGGACGCCGCACUUUAGCUUCUCCCCCAAUGCCAAGCUGGUGGCUCGUCCCUACACGACGCUGCUCCACGCCGAUGCCGGCGGCGAUGACGGGGAACUCGCACAGUUUGUGCUGCAGCAGCUGGUGGGCCACUUUCUGGUCGUUGUGCGCCGCAAGGCGGGCAACCAUUCGGGUCUCGUGAUCACUCUGCUGCAGCAGAUGGUCGAGAGCAUCGCUGCCGAACAGGAGCAGCAGCUGCUCAGCCUGCUGCGUGCCGUGCACACGCCGCUGCUGGAGCACGUCAUGUUUGUGGAUGAGCUGGAGCACAGUCGGGGCCAGGUGCUGUCGCUGCAUCGCCUCAUUGUCUCGCACGAUUGCUUCCGACGCUCACAGCCAGCGAGGGAGCUGUGCCUCAGCCAUCUGCGCGCUCUGGCCGACAAGCACUUGGCCCACUGCACAUAUUUCUACUUCCAAAUGCUCAUCAAGCUGGCGGAACAAUCGCCGGAGCUGCUCACGCCGCUGCUGCCCUUUGUGCGGGAGCAGGCCAGGCUGGUGGAGCUGAAGCGCGGCGCUGGCGAGGAUGUGGGCAUACGCAAGUGCCUGCAGCGACUCGAGCAGGUGUUGCCAGGGUAGCAUAGGCCUCUGCAAAAUAAACACA
This is a messenger RNA of Drosophila subobscura, 1849 nucleotides long. Its product is annotated as protein MMS22-like. The transcript is spliced from 2 exons. Gene Ontology annotation, biological process: double-strand break repair via homologous recombination; replication fork processing. Gene Ontology annotation, cellular component: nuclear replication fork. The record is from RefSeq and is a predicted model, not a curated record. The coding region runs from base 1 to 1824 and encodes 607 amino acids. Lineage: Eukaryota; Metazoa; Arthropoda; Insecta; Diptera; Drosophilidae.